Molecule: messenger RNA, 4482 nt
Organism: Elaeis guineensis (African oil palm)
Lineage: Eukaryota; Viridiplantae; Streptophyta; Magnoliopsida; Arecales; Arecaceae
Source: RefSeq, a predicted model, not a curated record
GCGGAGGGAGGGAGGCUUGUUACAUCCACACACACUCUCCGUACCUUUUCUAGUAUUGUAGACUAUUAUUAUUAUUAUAUUUAUUUCACAAGUCAGGUCAAAUUGUUUGGGACUUUCCCUUUCGUUCCCUCGAUCGACGUCCUAGGGUUUCUAAAUUUCGCUUCGUUGCCCGCCACUGGAACAGCGAGCGGGCGGUGGAAUCCCAGACGCACCAAAAACCCUAGAAUCGCUUCUCUUGGAUCCGAGAUUUGGGGACGGGGCGAAGGCCAUAAAACCCCUUUCCCGAGGCCUCUUGAAUCGAAUCCGAGCACCGAGAGGCGAAUCCUGACCCCCUUCUCUCUCUCAAGAACGGGAGUGAACUUUUCUUUUUCUUUUUUUCGCCAUUGGAUUCAGCAAGAACAGAUCUUUCCCGUCUAAAGCCUGGAAUCCCAUGUUUUUGAUCUAUCUGAUGGAACCCUUGGAGAAGGAAUCGGACCGGGAUCUUGUUCCCUUUUGAUUCAUGGGAGGAGGGAUCCGAACUUCGUUUUCUCUCUUUUUGGCGGAAAAAGAUUCCGUUUUUGUGUGGCCUUUGUGGGGGAAACGCAUUCUUUUUCUCUAAGACUGAACCGAUUCAGAACGGUUAAUGAAGAAUCAAACCUAGAUCUGUUCUUCCAAGAAAGGGUUUCUGGUUUGAUCUGAAAAUUUCAUCUUAAACAUGUUCAAAUCGGCUGUUUAUCAUGGGAAUUCCCUAAUUGGGGAGGUGGAAAUCUCCCCCCAGAACUCGAAUCCUGGCGCCUGGCUCAGGGAGAUCCGGAUCUCCCACUUCUCCCCGCCUAGCGAGCGGUGCCCACCGCUCGCCGUGCUCCACACUAUUGCCUCGGCCAGCGUCAGCUUCAAAAUGGAAUCAAAGUCGCCACCGUCCGAUGAGUCACAGCUAUGUUCCUUGCAUGCUGCAUGCCUCAGAGAUCAAAAGACUGCAGUUAUUCCAUUGGGAGAGGAAGAAUUGCACUUGGUGGCCAUGAAGCCUAGGAAAAACCUCAUGCACUAUGCAUGUUUUUGGGGUUUUAAUGUUGCAUCAGGACUGUAUAACUCUUGCCUUGGCAUGUUGAACCUAAGGUGCCUAGGGAUUGUGUUUGAUCUUGAUGAAACCCUCAUAGUUGCUAAUACCAUGCGCUCAUUCGAGGACAGGAUUGAUGCUCUUCAACGGAAAAUUAGUAGUGAGACAGAUCCACAACGAGUAACAGGUAUGUUGGCUGAGGUCAAGCGCUAUCAAGAUGACAAAUCUAUCUUGAAGCAGUAUGCAGAAAAUGACCAAGUCGUUGAAAAUGGGAAUGUCUUUAAAGUUCAAUCUGAGGUUGUACCGCCUUUAUCUGAUAAUCAUCAAUUGAUAACCCGUCCAAUUAUACGGUUACAAGAGAAGAAUAUCAUUCUUACACGUGUUAAUCCAUCGAUACGGGAUACUAGUGUCCUUGUACGGUUAAGACCUGCAUGGGAGGAACUAAGAAGCUACUUAACUGCUCGAGGCCGCAAGCGUUUUGAGGUCUAUGUUUGUACAAUGGCUGAAAAAGAUUAUGCUUUGGAAAUGUGGAGGCUUCUUGACCCUGAUUCAAGCUUGAUCAACGCUAUGCAACUUCUUGACCGGAUAGUGUGUGUGAAAUCAGGCUCAAGAAAGUCACUCCUUAAUGUCUUUCAAGAUGGAAUUUGCCAUCCAAAGAUGGCACUAGUUAUUGAUGAUCGUCUGAAAGUUUGGGAUGAUAAAGAUCAACCUCGAGUUCAUGUUGUCCCUGCAUUUGCUCCAUAUUAUGCUCCUCAGGCAGAGGCAAAUGGCAAUGUCCCAGUUUUAUGUGUUGCAAGAAAUGUUGCAUGCAAUGUUAGGGGUGGUUUUUUCAAAGACUUUGAUGAAGGCCUACUGCCACGAAUUAGUGACAUUUUCUAUGAAGAUGAAAUGAAAGAUUUCCCAUCUGCUCCAGAUGUGGGCAAUUAUUUAAUUUCAGAGGAUGAUAAUGCUACUUCAAAUGGAAGUAAAGACCUGCUUUGUUCUGAGGGCAUGACAGAUGCUGAGGUUGAAAGGAGAUUGAAGGAGGCAAAUGGCAAUGUCCAAGCUAUCUAUCCCAUGGUCAAUACCUUUGAUCCGAGCUCCAUGUCUUCUAUACAACAUGUUAUGGCUUCUUCAUCCGGUGUACCUUCGCUGGCAGCCACUCAAGUGAUGAUGCCUUUGCCUAACAACCAGUGUCCACAGCCCAUUGCAUUAGGCAGGCCAUUAGGUCAACCUGGGCUUCCAGAACCUAGUUUGCAAGGUUCUCCUGCUAGGGAAGAGGGUGAGGUUCCCGAGUCAGAAUUAGAUCCGGACACAAGGAGAAGGCUUCUUAUAUUGCAACAUGGUCAAGACAUACGAGAUCCUACUCCUCAAUUUCCUGUGAGACCCCCUCUCCAUGUCGCAGUUUCUCCAGUGCAAUCACGGGGAAGUUGGUUUCCAUUGGAGGAAGAGAUGAAUCCAAGACAAUUGAGCAGGGCACCUAAAGAAUUUUCUUUAGAACCUGAGACUGUAUGUUUUGAUAAAAAACGACCUAACCAUCAAUCUUACUAUCGCACUGGGGAGAAUUCUAUUUCCUCUGAUAGAGUUCUUAAUGAAAAUCGGAGAUUGGCUAUGCAGUUACGUCAUGGAGAUGAUCGGUUGAGACCAAACCAUGCAGCAGCAAACUGUGAUUCCUUCUCAGGUGAGGAGAUGCCAAUCGGUCGAAUUUCUUCUAGCCACAGGGACAUCCAAUUUGAAUCUGGCCAGGUCACUGUACAAUAUGCGGGAACUCCUGCUGGGGUCCUACAGGAUAUUGCAACAAAGUGUGGAGCAAAGGUGGAAUUUCGAACAGCUUUAUGUGACACUACGGAAUUGCAGUUUUCUGUGGAGGUUUGGUUUGUUGGAGAAAAAAUAGGGGAAGGAAUUGGUAAAACGAGGAAGGAAGCCCAGCAGCAAGCUGCUGAAUUCUCCCUUCGAACUUUGGCUAAUAAAUAUUUGUCGAAUGCUACAUCUGAUACUCUGCGUGGAGAUAUGCUAAAGCCCUCUAAUGCUAAAGAAAAUGGUUUUAUAAGUGAUCCAAACUCUUUUGGAUAUCCAGCAUAUGUCAGGGAUGAUCUUUUGGGAGUAGCAAGCACUUCAGAAGAGUCCCGUUUUUUGGACCUGAGACUAGAGGGUUCAAAAAAAUCAACAGCUUCUGUUGCUGCUCUCAAAGAACUAUGUACCAUUGAGGGAUUUAACCUAAUUUUUCAACCUCAGCCCUCAGCUUCAACUGAUUCAGUCGGUAAAGGGGAAGUGUAUGCACAGGUUGAAGUAGCUGGGCAGAUAUUAGGAAAAGGAGUUGGAACAACCUGGGAAGAAGCUAAGCUGCAGGCAGCUGAAGAGGCCCUUGGAACUUUGAAGUCUAUGCUUGGUCAAUUUACUCAGAAACGCUCAGGAUCUCCAAGUUGAUUGCAGUCUGGUACACUGGCUUCUGCUUGUGAAGUUUGGUCUUCUCUUAUCAGUGUCAGCAGCUCCAAACAAGCGUUUGAAGCCAGAUUUUUCACGGAUGUUGCAGAGAAUCCCAUCAUCUGGUAGAUAUUCUAAGAAUGAAACUCCUGUGCCUUGACGACUACCACCAUUACCGUUUUUCCACUGAAGCAUCUGCUGAUUCAUCUAUAGCUCAGUAGUGAGAUGGACCUAUUGAGGUCACAGAGGAGGUCAAUGGCAAUUUUGCAAGGUGCAUCAUCUGUAACCAAAGACAAGCUUUUCAAGGUAACUGUUAACACUAGUUCCUGCUGCUUUUCGGGUACUUGGGUCUUACAUGAUCGAUCCAUGAGAUAUGAGAUCUCUCGUAUAUGGGUGUGGUGGUUGUACAUAUCUUCACCACCGAUUAUAAGUUUCCUUUCUACAUCUAAUGUUGGGAUCAUUCUCAGUGUGGUUUUGUGGAUGGGGAAGAUAAACUACUGUUAACCGUAUCAUCUAGAUGCGGCAUCUCUUCGAUAUUUGAUGUCACGGGGUUCUGAAAACAGAUGUUGCAGCUUGGGUACCUUCACAGAUCACACGUUUCUUUUUCCAUGGGCUGUGGCAUUCUUGGCUAAGGGUUCAUGCCCCCGGCAUUCUUUGCUUGUGAGGGCCAGAGUGGCAGGAAAGCCUGUUAGUCAGGAAAACAGUUGCUUGUAAAGAUCAGUCUAACAGUUAUUGGUGCCGAGUCAGUUGAAUGCUUUUGAGCCUAUGAAUCACUGGAAUUGCAGGCUGUCAAUUUUGUCAGAUGGCAGCUGGGAAAAGAAAAUUGACUCUCCACUGUAUAUUUUUACAGGUUCCAGCCCUGUUGUGGAAACUCAUAUUCCAAAGAAUGAGCUUGGGCUUGUUAAUGGUAGUUAGUCUCCAAAAAAAAAAAAGAGAGAGGGUCUCGAUGACGCAGUUGAGUCCUUGCUAUAUCUUUCAGUGGGUAGAUGAACUGUAAACCAGUUUUCCUAAUUACAUGAAGUGAGGUUGGUUCCGAAUUAAAU